This is a messenger RNA of Lipotes vexillifer (Yangtze River dolphin), 2214 nucleotides long. It is a transcript of the gene C1R, whose product is annotated as complement C1r. Gene Ontology annotation, cellular component: blood microparticle; extracellular region. NCBI's taxonomy places the organism in Eukaryota, Metazoa, Chordata, Mammalia, Artiodactyla, Lipotidae. The transcript is spliced from 11 exons. The record is from RefSeq and is a predicted model, not a curated record. Bases 34 to 2175 code for a protein of 713 amino acids. Gene Ontology annotation, biological process: complement activation; zymogen activation. Gene Ontology annotation, molecular function: calcium ion binding; serine-type endopeptidase activity.
CCCGCCCCCCAGAACAUCUCUGUGAGGUCUAGAAUGGGCCGAGAGGAAAACGCCCAGCGGUGGCUCUUAUAUGUCCUGGUGCCAGUCCUGUUCUACAGGGUGGGAAGCUCCGUCUUCACCCCUCGGAAGCUCUAUGGGGAAGUGACUUCCCCUCUGUACCCCAAGCCUUACCCCGACAACUUUGAGACCACCACUGUGAUCACGGUCCCCACGGGAUACAGGGUGAAGCUCGUCUUCUGGCAGUUUGACCUGGAGCCUUCGGAAGGCUGUUUCUAUGAUUAUGUCAAGAUCUCUGCCGAUAAGAAAACCCUGGGGAGGUUCUGUGGGCAGCUGGGCUCUCCACUGGGCAACCCUCCAGGAAGGAAGGAAUUUAUGUCCCAAGGGAACAAGAUGCUGCUGACCUUCCACACGGAUUUCUCCAAUGAGGAGAAUGGCACCAUCAUGUUCUACAAGGGCUUCCUGGCCUACUACCAAGCUGUGGACCUGGACGAAUGUGCCUCCCAGCUCAACUUGGUCGAGGAGAAUCCCCAGCCCCUGUGCCAGCACCUGUGUCACAACUACAUUGGUGGCUAUUUCUGUUCCUGCCGUCCAGGCUACGAGCUUCAGAAGGACAGGCAUUCCGGCCAGGCCGAGUGCAGCAGUGAGCUGUUCACAGAGCCGUCGGGCUACAUCUCCAGCCUGGAGUACCCCCGGCCCUACCCCCCCGACCUACGCUGCAACUACAGCAUCCGGGUAGAGCGGGGCCUCACCCUCCAACUCAAGUUCCUGGAGCCUUUCGAAAUCGAUGACCACGAGCAAGUACACUGUCCCUACGACCAGCUACAGAUCUAUGCCAACGGGAGGAACAUUGGUGAGUUCUGUGGGAAGCAAAGGCCAGAGCCCAUUGACACCAGCAGCAACUCCGUGGACCUGCUGUUCUUCACGGACGAGUCGGGGGACAGCCAGGGCUGGAAGGUGCACUACACCAGCAGAAUCAUCAAGUGCCCGCAGCCCAAGACCCUCGACUCGUUCACCAUCAUCCAGGACCUGCAGCCUCAGUACGAGUUCCGGGACUACUUAAUCGCCACCUGCAAACCAGGCUACCAGCUCACGGAGGGGAAACAGGCGCUCCUGUCCUUCACAGCUGUCUGCCAGGAUGAUGGCACAUGGCAUCGCGCCAUGCCCAGGUGCAAGAUCAAGGACUGCGGGCAGCCCCGAAGCUUGCCUAAUGGAGCCUUCAAUUAUACCACCACAAGGGGGGUGAACACCUACCAGGCCCGUAUCCAGUACUACUGCCACGAGCCGUAUUACAAAAUGCAAACCAGGGACGGCAGAAGCAAGUCUGAGCGAGGGCGGUACAUCUGCACAGCUCAGGGCAUGUGGAAGAAUGAGCUGGCAGGAGAGAAGAUGCCUCGGUGUUUGCCAGUGUGCGGGAAACCCGUCAACCCUGUGGAGCAGAAGCAACGCAUCGUUGGAGGCCAGAAGGCCAAGCUGGGCAACUUCCCCUGGCAGGCCUUCACCAAUAUCCACGGGCGAGGGGGCGGCGCGCUGCUGGGCGACCGCUGGAUCCUCACGGCCGCGCACACGCUCUACCCCAAGGAGUACGAAGCGCAGGGCAACGCCACCGUGGACGUGUUCCUGGGCCACGUCAGCGUGGAAGAGAUCACCAAGCUGGCCAACCACCCCGUCCGCAGGGUCAGCAUCCACCCAGACUACCGCCAGGAAGAGUCCCACAAUUUCGAGGGGGACAUCGCCCUCCUGGAGCUGGAAAAUAGUGUCACCCUGGGCCCCAACCUCCUCCCCAUCUGCCUCCCCGACAAUGAGACCUUCUAUGACCAGGGUCUCAUGGGCUAUGUCAGUGGCUUUGGGAUCACGGAGGAGAGACUUUCUCACAACCUCAGGUUUGUCCGUCUGCCCGUAGCUAAGCGAGAGGAUUGUGAGAGCUGGCUCCGGAAAAAAAAUAGGAAAGAUGUGUUUUCUGAAAACAUGUUCUGUUCUGGGGACCCGACUCUAAAGCAAGAUGCCUGUCAGGGGGAUAGCGGAGGGGUCUUUGCAGUGAGGGAUGAGAAAAAUGAUCGCUGGGUGGCGACAGGCAUCAUAUCCUGGGGCAUCGGCUGCAGCAGGGCGUACGGGUUCUACACCAAACUACUCAACUACGUGGACUGGAUCAAGAAGGAGAUGGAGGAGGAGGACUGAGCCCGGAAUUCACUAGGUCAGAACCCAAAGAGCAGGGUG